Molecule: messenger RNA, 519 nt
Organism: Spirodela intermedia
Lineage: Eukaryota; Viridiplantae; Streptophyta; Magnoliopsida; Alismatales; Araceae
Source: the annotation of a GenBank genome assembly
AUGGGGAACUCUCUCCCGCGGCGGGCAACCGGCGGCGCCGCCACCUGUAGGGUGAUACUGGCGGAUUGCACCGUCGUGGCCAUGGAGGAGGGCGCGACGGUGGCGGAGCUGAUGCUGGAGCACCCGCAGCAGUUCGUGGUGGAGCUCCGCUCCUUCCUCGCCGGCAACCGCGCGGCGCCGCUGCCGGCGGACCAGCAGCUGGAGGUCGGCAAGGUCUACCUGAUGCUGCCCAUGAAGUCCGGCAAGGCUCCGGUGAGCUCCGCCGGUGAAGCCCGCCGCAUCCUGUCGAAGAAACGCUCCGGCCGGCGGUCCCACGGCACCCCUGCCGGGGCGCCGCCCGAGGAGGAGAAGAAGGCCGCGGCCGGCCCGCCGGAGCUCCCCUUCUCGGAGUUGGGCGACUCGCCGGCGCUGACGGGGAGGCAGCACCACUCGGCCAGGUUCACCAGAGCGUGGAGACCCAGCCUCCACACAAUAGAGGAGCGGGCGGCGGGGAGGAAGCUCCCCCAUUGGCUCUUCUAA